Molecule: messenger RNA, 1716 nt
Organism: Penicillium diatomitis
Lineage: Eukaryota; Fungi; Ascomycota; Eurotiomycetes; Eurotiales; Aspergillaceae
Product: trans-hexaprenyltranstransferase
Exons: 5
Coding region: 1-1716 (571 amino acids)
Biological process (GO): ubiquinone biosynthetic process; isoprenoid biosynthetic process
Cellular component (GO): transferase complex
Molecular function (GO): prenyltransferase activity
Source: RefSeq, a predicted model, not a curated record
AUGAAUCUGCGCUACCUCCGCUACCAACUGGUUUUCACACCUACAGCUGUCUUCUUCUUCUCCCUGCUCACUAUGAGCGUGAUCUUGAUCAUGACUGUCGAGCGAGAUAACCUGCAUUUCAUCUGUGAUGAUCGGGUGCUUCGGGCGAAGCUGCCAAGUAUCGGAGGCAGGCGCAUGAGGUCUGUGCGUAUCCCGAGCUCGAAAUCUUCCCGUCGGCCAGACUCGAUUCCUGGCACACGUCCAAUUCCUCCGCGGUCAUUCUCGACUAGCCUUUACACCGGUCGCACCCUGCCAUCUCAAUGCAUGCCAUUUUCGAAGUCUCGUCUUAAACACCUACAAUCACUGCCUCACAUCCCGGUUCUGAGCAUGCGGGCCCGUACGUUAUCGGUCACCGGCGGCCUAACCCUCACACGGACUCCGACCAUUUCCGUCUGCACCCAAUGCCUUCGCGAUGACCUCUACACCACACAGAGUUUCGGUCAGACGCGGAAAUUCCGCACCGGUCGCCGAACAGAUGCAUCUCCCUUUGGGGCAGCAGCCACUGCUGCUCAGGCAAUCUUCAAGGGCUUGCCCAAAGCACCUCCGGGCGUCUCAGUUGAUCCACUGCGAAUGGUGGGCAAGGAAUUGAAGUUCUUGAGUGGUAACAUUCGCCAAUUGCUUGGCUCAGGGCAUCCUGCGCUGGAUAAGGUUGCCAAGUACUACACCCGCAGCGAGGGAAAGCACAUGCGGCCUCUCUUGGUGCUGCUGAUGUCACAGGCAACGGCCGUCGAUCCGCGAAAAGACCUGACAAGAACCCCUAACACUGCGCCGGUUGACAUCUCGCUCAGUCCACUUAGUAUUUUGGAAGACACGAACCCAGACACAGAUCGCCUUGUGCCCGAGCCCCCAAAGACUCAAAGCUUUGUCGGCGACGAGAACAUCCUACCAAACCAGCGUCGGCUUGCUGAAAUCACCGAGCUGAUUCACACUGCCUCCCUCCUUCACGACGAUGUAAUCGAUAAUGCAGAGAUGCGCCGGGGCAGUGCUUCAGCAAACAUUGAAUUUGGAAACAAAAUGGCGGUGCUGGCCGGUGAUUUCCUUCUUGGUCGCGCUUCAGUCGCGCUGGCACGACUGUUGGAUCCCCAAGUCAUUGAGCUCAUGGCUACGGUGAUCAACAAUCUCGUACAGGGCGAGUUCAUGCAGCUGAAGAACACUGCCAAGGAUGAGGCCAAACCAGUGUACACCGACAACACCGUGGAGUAUUACCUACAGAAGACCUAUCUGAAGACUGCCAGUCUCAUCAGCAAGUCCUGUCGCUCUGCCGCCGUGUUGGGUUGCAGUGCACCGGAGGUUGUCGAGGCUGCGUACGCUUAUGGUCGCAAUCUCGGUCUCGCUUUCCAGCUGGUGGAUGACAUGUUGGACUAUACCUUGACGGAAGCUGAGCUAGGCAAGCCAGCGGGAGCCGAUUUGGAGCUGGGACUGGCUACUGCUCCGCUUCUCUUUGCCUGGAAGAGCAACCCUGAGCUUGGUCCCAUGGUUGGCCGCAAGUUCGGCAGAGAAGGGGAUGUGCAACGGGCCCGCGAACUGGUAUACCAGAGUAACGGUGUUGAGCAAACCCGAGCGCUCGCUCAGGACUAUGCCGAUAAGGCUGUCGCUGCCAUCAGCGAUUUCCCUGACAGCGACGCCAAAGCUGGAUUGAUCGAAAUGGCCGAGAAGACCAUGAAGCGACGGAAGUGA